UCUCUUUUACAGCUUCAUUCGAAAACCUCAAAACAAAAACCCAAAAAAAAAAGAAAAAACUUACAAAACAAAAAACAAAUUCAGCUUACAACAAUUUUCCUUGUACAUACGAAAAAAAGAAAAGAAACGAAAGCCAUACACUUACAUACACACAUACAUAUAUUAUUUGCUUUCGAAAUCAAAAUCUAGCUAUCGAAAAUGUUUCGUGUAGUAUCAGAUCAUGAAGAUUUCUCUUCAAAAAGGUGUGUUUGGGUUAAUGGUCCAGUAAUUGUUGGAGCUGGGCCAUCAGGACUUGCGGUCGGGGCUUGUUUAAAGGAACAAGGAGUUCCAUUCGUGGUUCUCGAAAGAGCUGAUUGUAUUGCAUCUUUAUGGCAAAAACGUACAUACGAUCGUCUUAAGCUUCAUCUACCUAAAAAAUUCUGCCAGCUUCCUAACCUUCCCUUCCCUGAAGAUUACCCUGAAUACCCAUCUAAGAAACAAUUCAUUUCUUACCUCGAGAAUUAUGCUAAGAAAUUCGACAUAACCCCGCAAUUUAAUGAAAGUGUUCAGUCAGCCAAGUAUGAUGAAACUUGUGGGUUAUGGAGAGUCAAGACAGUUUCUACUGAUCCUUUUGGGACCGGUAACCGCGCUGAAGUUGAGUACAUUUGCAGAUGGCUUGUCGUUGCUACCGGGGAGAAUGCCGAAAAUGUAGUACCUGAAAUUGAAGGUUUGUCUCAUGAAUUUGCCGGUGAAAUUGUCCAUGCUUGUGAUUACAAAUCUGGUGAAGAUUACCACGGUAAAAGGGUUCUUGUCGUUGGAUGCGGGAACUCGGGAAUGGAACUAUCUCUUGAUCUUUGCAACCAUAAUGCCUUUCCAUCAAUGGUCGUUCGCUCUUCUGUUCAUAUUUUACCAAGAGAAAUUCUCGGAAUUUCAACAUAUGAAUUAGCUGCGAUGUUGAUGGCUUGGUUACCGUUAUGGGUUGUCGAUAUCUUAAUACUGAUUAUGGCUUGGUUAAAAUUCGGAAGCAUGGAGAAAUACGGGUUGAAGAGGCCAGCAAUGGGUCCAUUGACACUCAAAGGUGCUAUUGGAAAAACACCUGUUUUGGACAUUGGUGCCUUAGAAAGAAUCAAAUCUGGUGAUAUUGAAGUUGUUCCAGCAAUUCAUAAGUUCUCUAAAAGCUCCGUUCAACUCGUUAAUGGCGAAAUUCUGGAUAUCGAUGCUGUUAUUCUAGCAACUGGAUAUCGCAGCAAUGUUCCCACUUGGUUACAGGAAAGUGAAUUCUUUUCUAAGAACGGGUUUCCAAAAGCCUCAUUCCCAAAUGCAUGGAAAGGACAAUCAGGAUUGUAUGCAGUAGGGUUUACAAGGAGAGGUCUGUCUGGUGCUUCCUUUGAUGCUACAAAAAUUGCCCAAGAUAUUGGGCAAGUAUGGAAAGAAGAAACUAAGCAAAAGAAAACAACCAAAGCUGCUUGUCAUAGAAGAUGCAUUUCACAGUUUUAAUUUUUCUUUUUUUUUUUAGAAAAAAAAUAUUGAUUUAUUCAAUUUACACAUACAUCACACCUUUAUGCUUUGUUUCUUCUCACGAGAAAAAAAACAGAAAAAAAAAGACGUCAUAAGGAAAGAAAGAAAAAUAAUUAUACAUAUGAAAAGAAAAUAUAUAUACAAUAUAUGUAGCACGGCACAAAGAGCAGCCCUCUCCAAAAAGCCCUAUGUGUUGGGCAUUUUUGUACAGAGGAAGAAG
Molecule: messenger RNA, 1717 nt
Organism: Papaver somniferum (opium poppy)
Lineage: Eukaryota; Viridiplantae; Streptophyta; Magnoliopsida; Ranunculales; Papaveraceae
Product: probable indole-3-pyruvate monooxygenase YUCCA5
Exons: 3
Coding region: 199-1476 (425 amino acids)
Molecular function (GO): flavin adenine dinucleotide binding; NADP binding; N,N-dimethylaniline monooxygenase activity
Source: RefSeq, a predicted model, not a curated record